AUGGAACAAUAAGUAUAAGAAAAUAUAGACGACUAAGCUUUAUAAAAAGAGAUAGAUUAAAUUUAAUUAUAACCACAUGAAGAAAUAAAAUCGCAAGAAGAAUAAAAAGAAAAUAAUUAAGAUUCAGAGCAGAAUCCAAAACAGAUUAAAGACGAGUUAACCUAAGAAUAGUAGAAAAAGAAGAUCGAAAGGCUUCACUAAUGUAUAUUAGCAAUUGUAGCUCUUAAAAAAAUGAAUACUGAUCAUAUGCCUGCUAAAAUUAUAGAUUAUUUAUAUUUAGGUAGUAUUGGCGCUGCACUUAAGAAAGAUGUUAUUGAAAAGUUAAAUAUUAAGUUUAUUUUAAGUGCGAUGGAUAAAUCAAAACCAAUGUUUUAGGACAUUUGUACUUAUAAACAAUUGCCUAUACUUGAUAGUCCGGAUGUUGAUAUUUAGAAAUAUUUCGAUGAAUCAAGCGAGUUUAUAAACUAAGCAGUAGAGUCAUAAUAAAAUAUUUUGGUUCAUUGCUUUGCUGGUAAGUCAAGAUCAACAACGUUAGUUUUAGCCUACUUGAUGAAGUAUAAAAAAUUAGCUCUAGAUGAGGCUUUGAAUCUUGUCAGAUAAACAAGAGAAAUAGCUUAGCCGAAUUCAGGAUUUAUGAAAUAAUUGUAAAUGUAUGAACAAAAUUUGAAGGAAAAAAUUCAAGUGUAAAACGAAGAAAAUAAAAUUUGA
Messenger RNA from Tetrahymena thermophila SB210, 708 nucleotides. Its product is annotated as tyrosine phosphatase. The transcript has 6 exons. Gene Ontology annotation, molecular function: MAP kinase tyrosine/serine/threonine phosphatase activity; protein tyrosine/threonine phosphatase activity. Gene Ontology annotation, biological process: negative regulation of MAPK cascade; protein dephosphorylation. The record is from RefSeq and is a predicted model, not a curated record. Lineage: Eukaryota; Ciliophora; Oligohymenophorea; Hymenostomatida; Tetrahymenidae. Gene Ontology annotation, cellular component: cytoplasm.